This is a messenger RNA of Tribolium madens (black flour beetle), 4916 nucleotides long. RefSeq lists its product as uncharacterized. The transcript is spliced from 11 exons. Lineage: Eukaryota; Metazoa; Arthropoda; Insecta; Coleoptera; Tenebrionidae. The record is from RefSeq and is a predicted model, not a curated record. Bases 381 to 4442 code for a protein of 1353 amino acids.
UACAUUUAAAUUCAUCAGAGCAAGUUCAAAUCAAAACUUGUUUAACGUGAUAAUAGAAUAAAAAAUUGCGAUAAACUCACGUUUAUUCUAUUAAAAUAUUCUACUUGAUACAAUCUCUGCAUCACUUACGUAAUCACGCUUAAACUUUAUUAUAGAAAAACUAUAAUUAUUAUAAUUUCCUUUUUCCACCAAUCAAAUUCUUACCUGCAAGUGAGAUCAUCAUCAUGUAUACGCCAACUGAUGUUUCGAUUCUUGACACUCAAAGUUUUCGAAAAUUGUCUUAAAAGCCGACUUGCAAUCGUUUUAGACAAAGACAUCUGGAAAAAAAGAAAGAAAAGUAUGUCCAGAUAGUCAACACCGAAUUGCCAUAGAAGAUCAAAAUGAAAAGUUAUCCGUACGUUCCCAGCAUGGUGCACGCGAUUACAGUUCUCACGGUUUUGAAAAUGAUGACGAAAGCCCAAACAUCUUGCGGCUCUGGAUCUAUGAAUGGAAGAGUAAUGUAUGAAAGACUCCCCAAUAUACAACUCCAAGGAUUCGACGACGAUGUAGUUAGAGAUACGGCACCUCCAUUUAAGGUUUUGGAAAAAUGUGAACAACUUUGUCUGACUGAUAGAGCCUCAAAUAACAUCGUCCGGACUUGUACUUCGUUUGAUUUCCAACCAGGAAGUAGAAUAGCGACGUAUAAUGGGGGACCAGAAUACGAAGAAUCUACAUGUUAUCUCACAGCGGAGCAAGCAAGACCUGAAGGAAUUGGAAGUUUGAUGUUGGUCCCCAAUAGUGUCCACUUUACGGAAGUUUGUCUAACUUCCAAUAGAAUCGAUAGAGAUUGCCCCAACAGACUCUACAUCUUCGAAAGACACCCUCGCAAAAAACUAAAACUCCCCGAUGCAGACCUUAAAGAAGUAAUGGCGACUAAUCGGAGUGAAUGCGAAGACAAAUGUUUGAAUGAGUUUAGUUUUGUUUGCCGUUCUGCUACUUUUGAUCCGGCUAUGCGGACGUGCACUUUGAGUCGAUUCACUCGACGAACCCAUCCCGAAUUGUUAAAAGACGACCCCAAUUCAGACUAUUUAGAAAACACUUGUCUCAAUGCCGAUCGAAGAUGUGACGGUUUGGCCGUCUUCAUCAAAGAAGAAAAUAAACGACUAGGUGGCCCCUUUGAAGUCGAUCUCUUCACAAACCUAACUUUAGAAGAAUGCCAGUCGAUGUGUGUCCACGCCGAGAAAUAUUUCUGUCGCUCUAUCGAAUACGACGAAAUGACAAAAGUGUGUACUCUAUCAGAAGAAGACUCAAUUUCGCAGAAAGAAGAAAUCGGACUUGCUAGCAGCCCCACACACAACUUCUACGAUUUUGCCUGUUUGGACAGUCACACUUUACCAAUUUCAGCUCGCGGUUCCGAAUAUCCCGACAACCAUGCCACUUCUCACCUCUUCAGUGGCAAAAAACCCGAUACUGCUUUCCAAAGAUAUAGAAAUAGUCGACUUGGCGGCGAACACCAUUCGGAAAUUUCCGGACGUUCUUUAAGCGAAUGCUUGGAUGAAUGUUUACGACAACCGAGCUUCCAAUGCAAAUCGGCGGAAUACAGUGAGAGACAUCGAAUUUGUCGCUUGACGAAAUUCAGUCAAAAAGACGGAAUGAGAAUUAUAUACGACGCCGACUAUGACUAUUACGAAAAUUUGAUGCUUGGAGGAGACGAGAGUCAAAGACCUGGUGAAGGAUAUCCUGGAGGAGGAGGAGGAGGUGGUGGUGAUCGGUAUCGGCCGGGAGGAGGUCGGUAUCCACCGGUAGGUGGCGGCCGAUAUCCCCCAAGUCGGUAUCCUCCAAGUAGUGGAGGAYGUGAUUGGUAUGAUCGUCCAGGACGACCACCAUAUGAUCGGUAUCCGGAUGAUCGCCGACCACCGGGAGGCGAUUUGUAUCCUUCGGGAGAUGACAGGUAUCCUCCUCCACGACCAGUGGACAGUUACCCUGAUUCAGGGACGCGGUACCCGAUCGGACCUCCAGGUYGUGAUAGAUAUCCCGGGAGAUACCCUCCCGGAGAUCGUGAUAGGUAUCCCUAUUAUCCUCCAUCGUCGAGUGGAGGUUACCCUAGUAAAUACCCGAGCCGAUACCCAGAAAAAUAUGGAGAUAGAUACGGUGACAGAUAUCCCGACAAAUAUGGUGAUAGAUAUCCUGACAAAUAUGGUGACAGAUAUCCUGACAAAUAUGGAGAUAGAUACCCUGAUAAAUAUGGAGAUAGAUACCCUGAUAAAUAUGGAGACAGAUAUGGUGAUCGGUAUGGUGGCCUCAAUGGUAGAUACGGCGAGUCAGACUAUUAUUACGGAGGCUCCAAGUAUGGAGGAGGGGGCCGUUAUGGAGGAGACAGAUAUUGGAGUGGUCCCAAAUACGGUGGCAAAUACGACGAUCGUUACGGUAACCGAUAUGGGGGCCACAGCUACUACGGAGACGAACGUGAUGGAGGRAAUAGAUGGUUCUUCCGGCCAGAUCGCAGACCUGGUCGCCCCGUUGAUGGCGGAAGACCUGUAUACGAACCAAGACCCCCCUAUGAACCAAGACCKCCCUAUGAGCCUCGCCCACCGUACGACGAAAAACCUAAUCGACGUCCAAUUUCACCAGGUCCAGAUGGACCAAUCUAUGACACCUUUGGUGGAAUUGGUCCAAAUAGACCUUAUAGUUCGCGAUGUGACGAAGGUGACAGUUUCAAACAAGUAGGAAGUCGGCAAAGACUUCGACGUGAAUUUGUCAGAAAAUUCAUGAAUGUUCCAUCAUUGAGUCAAUGUCAACGAGAAUGUUCAGAAAUGAGAGAUUUCAUAUGCCGAUCGUUCAACUACAGGGAUGCUAUAGGCCGUGAAAAUGAUCGCGACAAUUGCGAACUCAGCGAUCGCGAUUCCAGAGAUUUAGAAGCAAACAAUCGGAGAUUCUUCGACAACACGGGAAACUACGACUUUUACGAACGUUCGAUUAGUCGACAGGGCGUAGACGGCGAUUGUCUCGACGUAAGUCAAGUGUGUAACGAAGACGGAAUGGAAUUUACCCUCCGAACACCUGAAGGUUUCUACGGAAGGAUAUACACCUACGGUUUUUACGAUCGAUGUUUCUUCCGCGGAAACGGCGGUACUGUCAACGUUUUACGAAUCAGUGGUGCCCAAGGCUAUCCAGAAUGUGGUACUCAAAGGUACGGCGAUACCAUGACCAAUAUCGUGGUGGUGCAAUUCAGCGAUUUCGUCCAAACUGGACGUGACAAACGAUUCAAUUUGACUUGUUUGUUCCGAGGACCGGGUGAAGCCGUAGUUUCGUCUGGAUUUAUUGGAGCGGGAUCUGGAAGUCCAAUACCGAUCGAAUAUCUCCCAGCGGAAAACACCCUCAGCUCCAAAGUGCGUUUAAUGAUUUUGUAUCAAGGAAGACCAACAACUACCAUUGCUGUUGGAGAUCCGCUCACCUUCAGGUUGGAAGCCCAAGACGGUUACAAUUACAUCACAGAUAUUUUUGCAACAAAUGUGGUAGCGAGGGAUCCUUAUUCUGGAAGAUCAGUCCAACUGAUUGAUCGAUUUGGAUGUCCAGUCGACAGUUUUGUUUUCCCUGAACUGGACCGUGGUCGAAGCGGUGACAGUCUUGAAGCCCGAUUUAACGCCUUCAAAAUCCCCGAAUCAAAUUUCCUCGUUUUUGAAGCCACAGUACGCACUUGUAGAGAAGGUUGUCAACCGGCUUACUGUCAAACUGGAACUGGAAGAUCCGAACCGUCGUUUGGAAGAAAACGAAGAUCAAUUAACGAAACUCUACUUCUAGAAAGCAACAACACCAUUUCGGCCGAAGAUAUUGAAACUAACACAACCGUCACCAAUGACACAACUGUGUCGUUCCUUGAAACUACUAAAAUUGACACCAUUGACGAUACUUCCGAAGAGAAAGAAUCCGAAAGUCCGGAGUUUGUUCGCGAGAUGAUUGAAGUUUUUGAUUCCCGUGAAGAGUUGCAACAAGAGGCUCGACGUGCAGACCCGGCCCCGGAGACCGUCUGCUUGACCUCUGGAGAGUACCAUGGAUUAGUCAGCGCAGUUUUCGCCCUAAUUGCCAUCCUUUUGACCAUAUCCCUAGUUUCUGGUCUCGCUUAUCGAAAAUAUUGGAUCGUUAUGAAGAAAAACAUACUCGCAGAUCGGGCCUCUUCCAACAUUUCCUCUUCGUAUCCCAACACCAGAAGUAGCGGUCUUUCUAGCGGAAUCUCGAUUUUUGGAACAGGUCUUCAGAAGCAAUUCAUCGGUUUCGGUCGCUCUCGGAAUUUCCCAAGUCUGCCUAAAGACGACAUCGAGUGUCCCGGUCCUGCACCUGGGGGCCCCUUCGAGGACCCCAGCGAACCAAUCUACACCGACCCUUCACUUUUCGAACGAUCGAGGAGUCUCAGGAGUAUCGCGGUGUCGCAAAAACGACGGAAAUCUCCCGGCCAGCAAAUUUAAUAGGUUUUAAUGCUAGAGAAUGUGUUCGCGGUCCCCACGUUCCGUUAGGUUAAGGAAAUUUUGUAUUUAUUGAGAGAAAAAAAGCACGAGUGGGUACUGCGAACACCGAUUGAUUUCUAAUUUAAAUGUAGGUUUAAUUAUUUUAAGCCCAAAUAACUGUUUAAUGUGCAUUAUUUUAAAAAUACUCGUGUUGCAAUAAAUUCACUGCCGACAACCAGCUCCAAAUGCCGCUCAUGUCAAACUAUUGUGAUCGCAGCGUGAGUGUAGUUUCACUACACAAAUUUGCGCGAUUUUUUUUUGUACCUUUUUAUCUACCUGCCUAUGGCCGAUGCCAUAUCAAGGCCGACUUUACUGUUUCUCAAGCACGUACGCACUUUUCUCUAGUUAAGUUCGUCGAAUUUAACACUCGCUACAAGCACUUUCUAUUGUUAAGUAACAAACUAGGUUUAAAAUUAAUAAAUUAGGCUCUUUAUA